AUGAAACACGAACAAACAAAUGAACAAGUAGCUAUGAUAGCGGGUCAAAGUAUGCCUUCAGUUAAAACAAUGUCACUAACUGGAGACCCUAAAAUAUCACGAAUUCGUAAAAUUCUUCUUCUUAUACUUGGUAUUUUUAUUGCACUCAGUGCGAUCCGUACGAUUGGUACGAUUGUCAUAUUUAUAAUCGGGUAUAGUGGAAACCGUUCUCAAGAUGCUGCCUCAAUUGUUCCAGUACUUCUUACACUUUUGCUGGAAGCCUUCGGUUUUUUCGUAACAUACAAAUACCAUGAAUUAGGUUUAGUUGUGAACUGUGAUGGAUUCUGGAAGAAAUCUCUUUCACAAUUAGACCCAUUCGAAAUAGCACUUUCAACUAUACACAUGUUUCUUAAAACUUGA
This is a messenger RNA of Rotaria socialis, 399 nucleotides long. The record is from the annotation of a GenBank genome assembly. Lineage: Eukaryota; Metazoa; Rotifera; Eurotatoria; Philodinida; Philodinidae.